AUGUCUUCAACUCCAGCUGCCGAUGUGAUCCCCGCAUCCGAAAUUAUCAACAAGUAUGCAGGCACAAUCGAAGCUGCCAUUAAUUGUGUGGAAAUUCUCAAGGACUUUGGUGAGUGUGUCAUCACCGGCGACGACACCUCGGACCACCUCUGGAACAUCGAGUACAAGACUCCCACGUCCUUCCCGCGCGUUCUGGGGGAGCUUCGCGGCGUUCUCGAGUUUGUUGAAGAACUGUGGCAGCACCAGAGUCUCAAAGAAGCUGGUCAGAUGAGCUCCGCUGAGUCAAUGGAUUGCAACAAGGAAAGAGCCACGAGCCCCAGCAGCAACGACAACGUCAGCCCUACUCCUCUCGACAGUUCGCCGGCGAAGUGUGGAAACAACCACGGCAAUUCAUGUGCUGCUGCUAAAGAGACUAACGUCAUCUGA
This is a messenger RNA of Verticillium dahliae VdLs.17, 426 nucleotides long. RefSeq lists its product as uncharacterized. The transcript has a single exon. The record is from RefSeq and is a predicted model, not a curated record. NCBI's taxonomy places the organism in Eukaryota, Fungi, Ascomycota, Sordariomycetes, Glomerellales, Plectosphaerellaceae. The coding region runs from base 1 to 426 and encodes 141 amino acids.